AUGCCUCUUUCAAAGUCCAGUGAAAUAGUCAUCGUCGGUGGUGGGGCGUUCGGCCUGUCCACAGCUCUCCAUCUGACGCAGGCCGGCUUCACCAACAUCUCUAUCUAUGAGCAAGACGACCAAAUACCCCCUCGCUAUUCUGCAGCCAAUGACCUGAACAAGAUUGUCAGAGCAGAGUAUGAGGACCCAUCCUGGACAGAAUUGACUAUACAAGCCAUUGCAGCAUGGAAGACACCAUUCUUUGCCCCGCACUUCCAUCAAACUGGGUUCAUCCAUUGUGUAUCCAAGGAUGCACCCGAGGAGGCUUCUGCUACGCUCAACAGGUUCCGGGUGGCAGCGGAUGCCCACCCGGAAAUGAAGGCCCAUGUUGAACCUUUCACCAAAGAUGGGGACAUCCAGAAGCGCUUCUGGCAGUACCAAGGAUCUUUCCCCGGCUGGACAGGAUACUUCAACGGCUACGACGGAUACGCUCACUCUGGGAAUGCUUUGGCCUCAGCCUAUCGCGCUGCGCAGGCCAGCGGCGUGAGGUUCUUCCUUGACUCGCAGGGUUCCGUGUCACGCAUCGUCUACGGAACCGCAUCUGGGGCCAGGAAGGCAACAGGGAUUGAGCUGGCUGACGGGCGAAUCCGUGCCGCUGACCUGGUCAUUGUUGCUGUCGGCGCCGCGGCCACAAAGCUCGUCCCCGAGAUCGGAACCCAAGUCGUUGCCAAGUCUUGGUCCGUCGCCCACGUUCAUCUCUCAGACGAGGAGGUUUCUGCGCUCCGCGGCAUCCCCAUCACCUAUGCUCGUGACCUUGGUUUCUACUUUGAGCCUGACCCGAAGACCAACCUGCUCAAGAUUUGCCCCAUGGGAGGUGGCUAUGUGAACACAAACCCCGAGACCGGCUUCUCUCAUGCACCCACAAAUCUGUAUGACAGUGCUUUCGUCCCGGCCCAUGAUGAGGCAAAGAUGCGCAAGCUUCUUGCCGAUACUCUUCCGUACCUGGCAGAUCGACCUCUUGUGAAGAAGUCUCUCUGCUGGUUUGCCGACACCCAGAACUCGGACUUUAUCAUUGAUUAUGUCCCUGGUACAUCUGAUUCUCUCGUCUUGUUGACAGGUGACUCAGGUCACGGCUUCAAGUUCUUCCCUAUCUUCGGUACAUGGGUCAAGACUCUCUUGGAGAAGGGCGAGCAGUCAAUUGAUAGAUGGCAAUGGAAGGACCCCAACGCCAGCGCUGAGGACAAGAACUGGGGAGGAGCAGUGAGCUGGCGCCUGGGAGAGACCAAGGAGUUUGCGGAGAUUAGACCUGCCCCGAAGUCUAGAAUCUAG
Molecule: messenger RNA, 1308 nt
Organism: Clonostachys rhizophaga
Lineage: Eukaryota; Fungi; Ascomycota; Sordariomycetes; Hypocreales; Bionectriaceae
Source: the annotation of a GenBank genome assembly